CUCAUUCGUACUGUGCCCCAACUCACCAUGACCACUCCCAAACCUACCAAAGUCCUCAAUGCAGCCAUCGUAGGCUGUGGAGAAGUCGCACAGGUGGUCUGGUUGCCGAGCUUGUCCGUUGCGUCUUACCAUUUCAACGUCACAGCGCUAUGUGAUGUCUCCAAGCAGUCAUUGGAAUUAUGCUCAAAGCGGUUCAACGUGCCGAGGACGUACGACUCAGUCUCGUCCAUGCUAGCAUCUGACACACCCAUCGAUAUUGUCUUUGUUCUGCACAAAGACCAGCUCCAUGCUCGCGAUACCAUCGCUUGCGCGGACGCCGGGAAACAUGUCUUUCUGGAGAAGCCGAUGGCUCAGACUGAGGCUGAGGCAGAUGCGAUUGAAGCUGCUCGAGUGAAGAACAAGGUGGUCAUCUUCAUAGGGUACAUGAGACGGUAUGCGACUGCUCUCGAGGUCUUGAAGAAGGCCAUUCACGGAAAGACCAUUAAAUACGUCCGGGUUAGAGACAUCAUCGGAAACAAUCGCUACUUCACGUCGGAAUCAGGAAUGCAUCAAGAGUAUUUCUCCGACCACCCAGCCGAUGCAGGCAAGGAGAUUCAAAAGCUCACCGAAUCGAACUUGAUCGAAAAUCUGGGUCCAGAAAGCCUCAAAGAUUCAAGAAACCUUCACUCGUUCAGCUUGUUGGGCUCACUAGGCUCCCAUGAUCUCAGCGCCAUGCGAGACGUCAUUGGCAUGCCGGAGAAGUGCCUCGUCGCAACAAGGACUGCCGGAGACGAUGGAAACUGCUGGUGGUGGAGUGCUCUGUUCGAUUACAACGGCUUCAAAGCGUACUACGAGAUGGCCAUUGACGAGGUCGCGUUUUUUGAUGCUCAUAUCGAAGUCUACACCAACGAUACUCGGGUCAAAGUUCAAUACGAUACACCGUACGUCAAGGGACUGCCGAUCAAGGUCACCAUUCAGAAGCAGCUCCCAGACGGGGGUGGAUACUCUGAAGAGACGAUUCGACCGACUUUUGUCGAUCCAUACACCCUGGAACGAAACGAACUCUAUGACGCAGUGGUCAACGGUAAAGAUUAUAAGACCAAACCGCUAGACGCGAAGAACGACAUCAAGCUUGCAAAGAUGAUCAUGAACGCGUUGGUUGAUUGAUGCAGCCAAGAUACCAAGUAUGCAUGAUACAAUCAAUGAGGA
This is a messenger RNA of Kockovaella imperatae, 1188 nucleotides long. RefSeq lists its product as hypothetical. Gene Ontology annotation, molecular function: oxidoreductase activity; nucleotide binding. The coding region runs from base 28 to 1146 and encodes 372 amino acids. The transcript is spliced from 7 exons. Gene Ontology annotation, biological process: NADPH regeneration. Lineage: Eukaryota; Fungi; Basidiomycota; Tremellomycetes; Tremellales; Cuniculitremaceae. Gene Ontology annotation, cellular component: cytoplasm. The record is from RefSeq and is a predicted model, not a curated record.